This is a messenger RNA of Anas platyrhynchos (mallard), 3032 nucleotides long. Lineage: Eukaryota; Metazoa; Chordata; Aves; Anseriformes; Anatidae. The record is from RefSeq and is a predicted model, not a curated record.
AGGGGUUGAGGGUUUAAGGGUUCAGGGUUUAGGGGUUCAGGGUUUAGGGGCUGCUCCUGAUGCUCCUGGGGUCUCAUCCUGCCCAUGCUCCUGGUCCCGUGUCCCCACUCUUUGGGACAUCGGUCUCCCGGUCCUGGCACUGCUGCCAGGCAGCACGGGGACGUGCUGAGGGGCGAUUGAGGGGCGAUUUAGGGCCCCGUGCAGUGGCUCUGAGCCCAUCCCCUCCACCCCAUACCCCAGCACCUGGAGCCAAAUCCGAGCGGGGACGCAGCGAGGGGCCGGACCCCGCUUUUUCUUUGGGGUGCUCCUUGGUGCCGUGGUCACCCCCCCCCCGUGUAUCCUACGGCGAUCAGCCCGUGCCAGCCGCAGGGAGCAGCCCCUGGCAGCAGCUGCCACAAAUUUGGGUUUCGUGGCCCCUCAGCUUGGGGUCUGGCACCUUCCCGGGGGUCCUGACCCCACUGCCGGUCCUUGCAGGGUUCAGGCAUUGCCCCCCCUGCUCCCCGGGGGCUGAUUUACUUUUUUUUUUUUUUUUAAGCCUACUGCACGUGGCGCUGAGGCUCUUUCCCUUUUUAUCUUUUCCACCUUGGCUUCCUGGGGGGGUUGAAAUUCAAAAUAAUCCAGCAGUGGUGCCAACGGGAUCCGCUGCCUUCCCUGCGGGCACCCGACACGGGGCUGGGAGGGCUCGGGGGGGUGUCUCCCUUUUGCAUCCCCCCCCCAGUGCUGAUUUCUUCACCCCACGGAGCUCAGCCUAGUGGGAUUUGGGAUGUGCCUCCCCCCUUGCUGCCGUGCUGCCUCCCCGGGGAAAACAAUUUGGGGACCGUGGGCAGGGAUGCUCCGGAUGCCACCACCCUCCUUAAUCCGGGCACCGCUCCUCGAGCGGGGCUGAGCGAGGACACCGAGAGCUUGGGGGGGUCCCGGCCGUGCCCCCCAACCUUAGGCCGUGCGUGUCGCGCAUCCCUCCUCGUUAGUGGCGAGCUAAUUAAGCGGCACGCGGUGCCCCCGCUGCGAUGCGAUGCUCGCCAUCCUGCGGGUAGCGGCGGGGAGAGGCGGCUUUGCUCCUCCCCGUCUCCAGCGCCGCUGACUCUGCCCACCCGAGCGGCACAGAGCAGGAAUGGAGGGGGACUUGGCCACCAGCGGAGCCCGGCUGCCCGCCCUGCUGCUGGCGCUGCUCGGCCUCGUGCCAGGCAUCGCGGCGGAGGCGCGUUUUAAGGCGGAAAAUGAGGUUUUGCAGAUGCUGGCGGGGAACUCCUCGCAGAGUCUGUUGGAGCGGUGUUCUGAGCUCCUCUUCGGCCGUGUCCGGGCGCAGCCCCAGCAGGUGAUCGGCAUCCUGGGGGGCUCGGUGCUGCUCUCCCCGGCGCUGCCCCCCGGCAGCAGGGUGAAGGAGAUCGAGUGGAGCUUUUCGGCCGGCGCCGGGGCCACGAUUCAAGUGGCGGAGUUUGGCCCGGGGGGGUUCGAGCGCCCCGACCCCCACGACCGCUUCAAGCAGCGGCUGGAGAUGCUCAACGCCACGGCGCUGAGGAUCGGGGGGCUGGAGCUGGGUGACAGCGGGGUCUACGGGGCGAGGAUCAAACUGCACCCGGCGCUGGUGGAGGACCAAGCCUUCAACCUCUCCGUCUACGAGUCGGUGCCGAGCCCCCGGACCCGCAGCCAGCUGCUGGCCAGCACGGUGGAGUGGUGCAACCUGACCCUGCAGUGCCAAGGAGCGGGGAAAGGAGCCGUCAACGUCACCUGGAGGAGGGACAACGGGCGCCGGGAGCUUGGCACCGACCGCACGCAGCUCUCCCCCGACGGCACCACGCUGCGCCUGGCCCUACAGCCCGGCACCGCCAACGCCACCUACGCCUGCACCGUCAGCAACCCCGCCGACCACAAGGUCGUCCUCUUCGACCUGCAGAGCAUCUGCCGGAGCGGGGGGGGACAGGCGGCCUUCUCCAAGUCGGGGUACAUCGUCCUCACCCUCAUCCUGCUGGCCGUGAGCCUGGGGGGCGCCUUCUGGUGCUGGCGGCUCAACAGCGAGAAGUCGGCGGACCCAGCUGCCACCCCCACGGUGCCGGCUGAGGAGGGCCCCCCCGACCCCCAGUACGCCGAGAUCGUGCGCCGGAGCCCCCCGGAAGGUAAUGACCAGGGCCUCCGUCCCCCCGAAAAUAACCCGGACCCCAGCCCGCCGGAGAAAGAGCCGGUCAGCACCGUCUGCGAGCAGAUCCGCCGGGCGCCGGAGGACGCGGCCGAGGAGGUGACAUAGGCCCUCAGGCGCCGGCAGCGCUGGAGCGUCGGGACGUAACCCAAGGGCUGUGACGUGCGUUGUGUGCCAAACCUGACCCCUCUCCAGCCUCCCCCCCGCCCCCCCUGUUUCGGUUCCGGGGAUGGGAGGCGCCACCUCUGGGUGCCAGCCGGCCGGACGCCUUCCCACCCACCUCUGGUUUACCCAAAUUUCUGCCCAAAGCCCUCCCAGCCCCUUGGGGAACAAGGAGAUGAGCGGCAGCGAGGUUGGGGGCCCCCCUCCGGCACCCGGGCAGCUCUGAUGCCUCAGGACUUUGGGGGGGGGGGUCCCCAACCCUAUUUCUUCAAGCUGAGACAGCAGCAAAAAGGGGGGGGGGGACCAAACCCUUUUUUUGGGGGCGGGCAGGGGGCUGGGGGCACCCCAGUGCCAGCCACUGCGGAUCCAGGAUGAGACCACCCGGUGCAAAUUGUCCCCCCCCCGCUGCCCCCAGCUCAGCCCCUGCCCUGGUUCCCCCCUCCCGGGGCCGAGCAGCCCCCGGUGGCAUCCCGGGGGGGGGCCAUGGGGGCACCGGUGCCGGCGUGGGUCUGUGCCCACUCUUCCUCCCCCCGUCGCCGUUUCUGUGUUGCCUGUGCACUGCCGUGAAAAAAAACAAAACAAAAAAACAACAAAAAACAACAAAAAAAAAAAGGGGGGUGGGGGGGUCUCACUCGUGUAUGUCCAGCACCUUCUGUCACGGGGGCUCCGUGCUCAGCCCCCACCUCCCAGCCUGGUAAAAGCAGCAAUUAAUAAAAUCUUGGUGAGAGCCCUGAAA